AAACGGUUUACCUAACGCCCUUUAGACUAAUUUGUCCCACUCGAGGCCCCGUCUCCGCGCUCUACUCGGCUUUUUCCUCUCUCGACAGAGGCAGACAAGCUGGCCCCUCCCACACAGCCCAACAGGUCCCGCCUUUUUUCUCUUUACGUGAAUCAGCUGGUUUGAGCGUCCCUCGAAGCCGGCGGGGAUCUCAGCGGCUAAAGCAAAGCAAAGCGCGCGGUUCCAGGAUUCCAUUCCACAUGAACUUCAACCACUAAACUUGUUUUGCUUUCAACAUAACAGUUUUCAAAACUGUCCUGUUCCUGUCUCAAAGAGGAACGAUUUGGUAAUGGAGUACUCUCACUGACUGAUGGACUCAAAAGAAGAAAGUUCAGCAGACCAAGAAGGAGCAAGAGAGAGAGGCCUGGUCUAUACGUGGCAGGCUGGUUGCUGUUCUCCAGCCCCAGAAAGACUUCCAAGUUGGAGUGGAAAGACGGUGUUGCAGGCAGGACUUGGAGUAAGCCAUGGUGUGCUUCUGACGGAUGAUGGCGAGGUUUAUAGUUUUGGAAAACUUCCCUGGCGGGUUGAGUUGGAAGAUGCUUACAUUAAUUGUCCCAUCUUGGAAAAGGCUUUGAAUGGACAACAUGUUGUUACGGUGGCAGCUGGCAGCUUCCAUAGUGGAGCAGUGACUGAAGGUGGUGAGGUGUACAUGUGGGGGGGAAAUUCUGCUGGCCAAUGUGCAGUGGCUGGCCAGGCCUCUGUGCGGGAGCCACAACCUGUCUGUAUUUCUGACUCUGAAGCUAGCCAUCCCUUGCCGAUAAGGAUUUUACAGCUGGCGUGUGGAGAGGAGCACACCCUGGCGCUCUCACUAAGCAGGGAGGUAUGGGCAUGGGGAAGUGGCUGUCAGCUAGGUCUCAUAACCAGUACUUUUCCAGUGACCAAACCACAAAAGGUCGAGUACCUGGCAGGCCGUGUUGUGCUUCAGAUUGCUUGCGGGGCCUCUCACAGCCUGGCUCUUGUGCAGUGCCUCCCUAUCCAAGACAAAAAAGCUGUUCCAGAGCGAUGCAAUCAUUGCAGCCAGCUCCUGAUUACCAUGACUGACAAAGAAGACCAUGUCAUUAUCUCUGAUAGUCACUGUUGUCCAUUGGGGGUGGCUCUAGCUGACUCCCACUCGGAAAGCCACAUCUUUUGCUCCUCACUAGAAACUCUCGAGGCGAAGAGUGUAGCAAGCAGCCAAGGUGAGGAUUGUCAGAAAACACUUACAGAAGAUCAGAUGCUUGCUGUCGCAGAGUAUGAUGCAGCAAGUGUGUUUUCAAACAGUGAUGGACAUGAAGACAGUGGCAUUUCUAGCCCAGGAAAUCUCUUGAUCACUGACAAAAUGGCAAUGAAGCAGCAGUUAACGGGUCUUCCAGAUCUUCCAUUAAAUGAGAAGCCAGUGGAUCAACAAUCUGAACAGCGAUCUCAAGAAGAGGACUACGCUACUUGCCUUCCCAGCCCACCAGGCCCAGAUACAUCUGCCCUUAACAACCUGGUAGUUUCUUGUGCAUCAGCAGUCGGUGUAAGAGUAGCUGCUACUUAUGAAGCUGGGGCUUCAUCUCUGAAGAAGGUAAUGAACUUCUAUGGCACAGUUCCAGAUGACACAGUAUCCCCACCUACUGGCAGUUCUCCAGGCCUGGAUGGGCUGAAGGACAGCCGAGAGGAGCAGGUCAAGCUGGAGUCGAUGCAGGGGAAAAAGAGUUCCAGCUUGGUAGAUAUUCGAGAAGAGGAAUCCGAAGGAGUCUGUCGAAGGCUAUCUUUACCUGGUUUGCUGUCCCAAGUUUCCCCAAGGCUCUUGAGGAAAGUUGGACGAGCCAAGAUGAGGACAGUGACCCUCACACCAACCUACAGUGGUGAAGCUGAUGCACUUCUCCCAUCUUUGCGAACUGAGGUGUGGAGCUGGGGAAAAGGAAAAGAAGGGCAGCUAGGGCAUGGUGAUGUCUUGCCAAGGCUCCAACCACUUUGUGUAAAAAGCCUUGAUGGUAAGGAAGUAAUUCAUUUGUCUGCUGGUGGCCAUCAUUCCUUGGCACUCACUGCCAAAUCGCAGGUAUAUUCAUGGGGCAGUAACACCUUUGGACAGCUUAGUCACUUAUGUUCUCCAACCACAGUCCCUCGUCUUGCAAAGGUAUGCAAUGACAAGAGCAUCUGGAACAUAGCAGCAGGUCCAGAUUAUUCACUAUUCCUAGUAGAUGGAGAAGAGUUUCAGCCUUCACUAUACUAUAGUGGUCGAGAAGAAAGGAGAGAGAGUGAUGUUUCAUCUGAAAACAGCUGCUUAAAGGAUCCAACACUGUUGCUAAACUGUAGUAAGCUAGGGUAUAUUAGCAGCGUGGCAGCAGGUGGGAGUAACUGCUUGGUUUUAGUGGACAAAAACAUUAUGGGCUACAUUGCGAGUCUGCAUGAGUUGGCUUCGAUGGAGAGACAGUUUUAUUCCAAACUGAGUGCUAUAAAAUCUCAAGUUCUCAGACCCCUCUUGGGAUUAGAUAAUUUAGGUGCUGCAUCAAUGGUCCAGCUGUUGCAGGAAAUGGCUAGUACAUUCAGCAAACUUUGUUACCUGAUUGGUCAGCAUGGAGCCUCUUUGACUAGCUUUCUGCAGGGAUUAAAAGAGGCAAAGAACUUGGCUAUCCUGAAGCAUUCAAGCCUCUUUUUGGAAAGUUACACUGAGUACUGCGCUUCCUUGACAAACUUUCUGGUGAUGGGAGGAUUUUCGCUUCUUGCCAAACCAGCAGUGGAUUUCUUAAGUAAAAACCAGGCAUUACUUCAGGAUCUGUCGGAGACAAAUGAGGAGGCUUUCCCAUUAGUGGAAGUGCUAAAUACUCUGUUUUUCUUGCCAGUCAGACGACUUCAUAAUUAUGCUAGAACUUUGCUAAAGCUUGCAACAUGUUUUGAAGUGUCAUCUCCAGAAUAUCAGAGCCUUCAGGAUUCCAGUUCUUGCUAUGAAACCCUUGCUGUCCAUCUUAGCAGGAAAAGAAAAGAAGCUGAAUACACGCUGGGCUUCUGGAAGACCUUUCCUGGGAAAAUGACGGAUUCCUUGAGGAAACCAGAGCGGCGACUAAUCUGUGAAAGCAGCAAUCGGGGAUUGUCCCUGCAACAUGCUGGGAGAUUCUCAGUGAACUGGUUCAUCCUCUUUAACGAUGCCUUGGUCCAUGCUCAAUUUUCAACUCAUCAUAUUUUUUCCUUGUCUACACUGUGGGUAGAACCUGUUUCCGAAGAGUCUGGUAAUAUGAAUGGUUUGAGAAUCACGACACCUGAAGAACAGUUCAUUCUUGUUUCAUCAACACCACAGGAGAAGACUAAGUGGCUGAGAUCUAUAAGUCAAGCAGUGGAUCAGGCCUUAAAAGGGGCGUCUGACUUGCCUCCUUAUGGGGGUAGUGGAAACAUUCAGAGGCAAGAGCCCCCUAUCUCACGGAGUGCCAAAUACACCUUUUACAAAGAUCCUCGCCUUAAGGACGCCACUUACGAUGGUCGAUGGCUUUCUGGGAAACCACAUGGCAGGGGAGUCUUGAAAUGGGCAGAUGGAAGGAUGUAUUCUGGCAUGUUCAGAAAUGGCCUGGAAGAUGGGUAUGGUGAAUACCAAGUACCAAGCAAAACACUGAACAAGAGUGACCACUAUGUUGGAUAUUGGAAGGAAGGCAAAAUGUGUGGACAAGGCAUCUACAGCUAUGCCACUGGAGAAGUGUAUGAAGGGAGCUUUCAGGAUAACAUGCGUCAUGGCCAUGGUCUCCUCCGUAGUGGGAAACUGACAUCUACCUCUCCUAGCAUGUUCAUUGGUCAGUGGGUGAUAGAUAAGAAGACUGGAUAUGGAGUAUUUGAUGAUAUCACAAGGGGAGAAAAAUAUAUGGGAAUGUGGCAAGAUGACCUUUGCCAGGGCAAUGGAGUUGUGGUUACACAGUUUGGACUCUAUUAUGAAGGAGCCUUUAACAGCAAUAAAAUGAUGGGGACUGGGGUUUUGCUUUCUGAAGAUGACACAGUGUAUGAAGGAGAGUUUUCAGAUAAUUGGACCCUUAAUGGGAAGGGAACUCUGACUUUGCCAAAUGGAGACACCAUUGAAGGUAUUUUCAACGGCGAGUGGGGAUCUGGGAUAAAGAUUACUGGAACCUACUUUAAACCCGGUUUAUACGAUCAUGAAAAAGACCGACCCAAAACCCUGCGGAAGCUUGGAAACCUUGCUGUUCCUGCUGAUGAGAAGUGGAAGGCGGUGUUUGAAGAAUGUUGGCACCAGCUAGGCUGUGAGCAGCCAGGCCAAGGGGACAGGUGGAAGGCUUGGGAUAACAUUGCUGUUGCCCUGACAACCAAUAGGCGACAACACAAAGACAGCCCAGAACUGUUAAGUAGGUCGCAUGCACAAACCUUGGAAAGCUUGGAGUUCAUUCCAAAACACGUUGGUGCCUUCACACUGGAAAAAUAUGACAGUAUUAAGAAAUAUCUCAUAAAGGCAUGUGAUACUCCUUUGCAUCCUUUGGGAAAACUUGUAGAGACCCUAGUAGCUGUAUACCGGAUGACGUAUGUAGGAGUGGGAGCCAAUCGCCGGUUGUUGCAGGAAGCAGUACGGGAAAUUAAAUCCUACCUCAAACGCAUCUUUCAGUUGAUCAGAUUCCUGUUCCCUGAUCUUCCUGAAGAGGGCAGUUCGAUUCCACUUUUGGUGACGGAGACCAAGGGAAGGAGAUCCUUCUGUAGUGGAAAAAAUUACUCCAGACCUGACUCUCCAGAACCAGGCUAUGUGGUCACAAGCUCUGGGUUGCUGCUUCCUGUGUUGCUACCACGACUCUACCCUCCUUUGUUUAUGCUGUACGCCUUAGACAAUGAACGAGAGGAAGAUGUUUACUGGGAGUGUGUUCUGCGUCUGAACAAACAACCAGACAUGGCUCUGUUGAGCUUUUUGGGAGUGCAAAAGAAAUUUUGGCCAACCAAGACAUGUAUACUUGGUGAACAUAAAAAGGUAUUGCCAAAUACAAAAGAUGCCUGUUUUGCUUCAGCAGUGGAGUGCUUACAACAGAUCAGUACAACUUUUACACCUGCUGACAAACUGAAGGUGAUCCAGCAGACUUUUGAGGAGAUCUCACAGAACGUACUUGAGAUCCUUCAUGAAGAUUUCCUUUGGUCCAUGGACGAUUUGUUUCCUGUUUUUCUGUAUGUGGUGCUACGAGCCAGGAUAAGGAAUUUGGGUUCUGAAGUGCACUUGAUUGAGGACCUCAUGGAUCCCUAUCUCCAACAUGGGGAGCAGGGCAUUAUGUUCACAACUCUGAAGGCAUGUUAUUACCAGAUUCAACAUGAGAAGCUUACCUAAAUCAUUCACCUGACUAUAGAAGAUACUUCUGAACAGAGUUUUAUCCUUCUUUACUGAAAUGCACUUAAAAUGGCUUGAGAAUCAUCAUGCUGUGGAUGCAAUUCUAAGACCUUUGAAAACAGAAAAAGUAAUUCUCUAGUAUCAGAGAAAAGACAGAGGAAACAAAAAAAGAUACUUUUCAGGGCAGCUCGCAAGGAAAAAUAUCCUUCAAAGUGGCAAGAUUGACUUUUGGGGGGGGGUUCCUCCACAAAAGCAAUGCAUAGCGUGGCAUCUACAUGGAAUUCAAAUAAAAGCAUAGUCCGGGAAUAUGCUGCUUCUUCCUUUGAAGAGGACGGUACUACUUUGUGCUUUAGAAGGUCUAAAGUGCACAAUGAAACCACUUGGUUUCUUUCUAGAUUAAACUGCCUGGGUCUGUGUAUCCACUAAGGAAAAAGGUUGACCCAUGUAACCAGCUGCACUUACUAGCUCAAAAAGAGCUAUUGAUCCCCUGCCCCCCCACCCCCGAAAGUAGGGUUACAGAUAGGAGCUGCAAAUACUGCUGUGAAAACCUUCUAAAUAUAGUGGGAUUACUAUCUCCAGCAUGAUAGAAUAUAGGACCUGGGUUCUGUUUAUGCUUACUCUAACAUAAAAGUGUACUGGUCACUGUGAACGUCAGCACUGAAUUUGAUAUUUAAUCUGUUUAUAGAACUCAUGGCUUCAAUUCCUCUUCUGAUCGUUUGCAAUCUAAGACUCAAACUGAAUGAAAUACACAAUUUAUGAAUGGAACAAUUUCCUUGUAUGAACCUCAGAUUAUAGAAGGGUGACAAUGUGAUCUAUUUGAAUAAAUAUAUGCUCAAUCAAGGAGGAGAUACUGGCUUAGCGUGCUGGGGCACUGAGUGCCUGUCUUCUGCUAUGCUUGUUUCAUAAAAGGAAAAGCUUUCAAAAAUGUUAUUUUUGUUGAAGUAUUGUUUAAAAAAAGAGACCCACAAAACAUUCAUGCCAUUGUUCGUGUGAUUUUUCUCUUGGUUUAUAUAAAUACCGUUAGCUGACAUUGGAUACAAUAGGUGCUGUUCUUUACUAUGUCUCACAGAUGAGUGGGAGUUAUGAAAAAUAUUCUUCUGGUUAAAAUUAACAAACUAGUACAGGCAGUGCAAAUAACUUCUGGAAAUCUGAAUCAUGGUUUGUGUGUAGUUCCUUUAUUUAAAAAAAUGGUGGGAUCAGUGAUUGUAAAUGGAGCAGUUUUCAUAAUAAAGAAUAAUUCUGUGA
Molecule: messenger RNA, 6544 nt
Organism: Rhineura floridana
Lineage: Eukaryota; Metazoa; Chordata; Lepidosauria; Squamata; Rhineuridae
Gene: ALS2
Product: alsin Rho guanine nucleotide exchange factor ALS2
Exons: 34
Coding region: 350-5299 (1649 amino acids)
Molecular function (GO): guanyl-nucleotide exchange factor activity
Source: RefSeq, a predicted model, not a curated record